Messenger RNA from Amphibalanus amphitrite, 3283 nucleotides. RefSeq names its product sodium/glucose cotransporter 1-like. Gene Ontology annotation, biological process: transmembrane transport. Gene Ontology annotation, cellular component: plasma membrane. NCBI's taxonomy places the organism in Eukaryota, Metazoa, Arthropoda, Thecostraca, Balanomorpha, Balanidae. Gene Ontology annotation, molecular function: D-glucose:sodium symporter activity. The transcript has 15 exons. The record is from RefSeq and is a predicted model, not a curated record. The coding region runs from base 575 to 2602 and encodes 675 amino acids.
GGAACUCUGACCCACGGAUGUCCGCCGGCGGUGACGAGUGCCGAGGAAACCCGUAUGUGACGUCAUGCCCGGGAUUUUCUGUCGGUCGUGUUUUCAGAUAUACGACAUGGUGUAACUAACCACUUGAGGUCAGAAGCAGCGAGCACGCAGACGAGUGCACUGCAGUCCUACGCACCUCGCCCGAGCCGUGACGCGCAGCGCCCGGGCGCCCGGAACAGCUCUUCAUCUGGGGGACCGCGUGCCUGGCGGAGCCUGAACUAGCCGGCGUUGGCUUCUACCCGUAGAAUUUCUUAAGUUUUUAUACACGUCUGAUAGUGUCAUAUAAUCCCGCGGUCUUCAGUCGUUCGAGGACACCGCUGCUGCCGCGGACGGCGCUCUCCAGCGCGGCGGCCUGUAGUUCCCGGCGCACCUGAGCGCCGCACGCGAAGGUCCUCCCAAGGUCAGAGCGGGCGGACGGGUGGCGCUCCGGGCCGGCUCUCACCUGUGUGCGGCCGGGCAGCAGCCAGUGGGCCGCCGUCGGGCGCCGAGAGACCGUGUGCUGGUGACGGUGACGGGUUGCGACCAGACGCUCCAUAUGGACGCCGAGACGACCACAGAGGCGGCGACCGGCGCGGCCCGCGCGGCCGGCCUGCACUGGGCCGACUGGGUCGUGGUGGUCAUCUACUUCGGCCUGGUACUGGCUGUCGGUCUACUGAGUUCGCGUUUUUCGAAGAAGGAUAAUCUGAGCGGCUACUUCCUGGCUUCUCGAAGCAUGCACUGGAUUCCGGUGGGGGCGUCACUGUUCGCCAGCAAUAUCGGCAGCGGCCACUUUAUCGGACUGGCCGGCACCGGAGCGGCCUCCGGCAUCGCCGUGGCCGGCUUCGAGCUCAAUGCCGUGUUCGUUCUGAUGAUCCUGGGCUGGGUGUUUGUGCCCGUGUACACGGCGGCCGGCGUGUACACAAUGCCCGAGUACCUCCGACUGCGAUUCGGCGGCCAACGCAUCAGAGUCUACCUCUCUGUGCUCGCCAUCCUACUCUACAUCUUCACCAAGGUCUCGGCGGACCUGUACGCGGGCGCGCUGUUCCUGACGCGCGCCAUGCAGUGGGAGGGCGAGCUGGGCCUCUACCUGGCCAUCAUCGUCCUCCUGCUGAUCGCUGCCGUGUUCACCAUCUUCGGCGGACUGACGGCCGUCAUCUGGACGGACGCCGUGCAGACCGUGCUCAUGAUCGCCGGCUCCCUGGUCCUCUGCAUCAUGUCAUUCAUCGCGGUUGGCGGCUACGACGAGCUGAUCACGCAGUACUUUGAGAAGAUGCCCAGUCCGAACGUCACCGCCUACGACAGCGCCAACCAAUCGUGCAGCGCGCCGCGCGCCGACGCCAUGCAUAUGUUUCGGGCGGCCGAGGCCGGCAAGUCGGACCUGCCCUGGACGGGCAUGACGUUCGGCCUGACCAUCUCGGCCAUCUGGUACUGGUGCUCCGACCAGGUGAUCGUGCAGCGCACGCUCGCCUCCAAGAACAUGGUGCACGCCAAGGGCGGCGUGGUGCUGGCGGCCGCCCUCAAGUUCCUGCCGCUGUUCCUGCUCAUCUUCCCGGGCAUGGCGGCGCGCGUGCUGUACACAGACACGGUGGCCUGCUCCGACCCGGCCGCCUGCAAGCGGUUCUGCAACUCCGAGUCCGGCUGCAGCAACCUGGCCUACAUCGAGCUCGUGCUCAACCUCCUGCCCAAAGGUGUGGCCGGUCUGAUGCUGGCCGUGAUGCUGGCGGCGCUGAUGUCCUCGCUGACGUCCAUCUUCAACUCGGCCUCCACCCUGUUCACCAUCGACAUCUACACGCGAGUGAGGCGCAACGCCUCGGAGAUGGAGCAGGUCAUCGCUGGCAGGGUGUUUGUAGUGUUCAUGGUGGCCGUGUCGAUCGUCUGGAUCCCCAUCAUCAACUCGUCGUCGUCCAGCCAGCUGUUCGUCUACAUCCAGAGCAUCACCUCGUACCUGGCGCCGCCCAUCUGUGCCAUCUACCUGCUGGCCGUCUUCUGGCCGAGAACCAACGAACAGGGCGCCUUCUGGGGCAUCAUGAUCGGAUUGGUGGUGGGCAUGAUUCGAUUCUGCGUCGAGUUCUCCUACACAGUACCGCCCUGCGGCUCAGAUGAGGAGGACCUGCGGCCGGACUGGAUCAAGGCGGUCAUCUUCGACGUGCACUUCCUACAUUUCGGCUGCAUCCUCUUCCUCAUCGUGCUGAUCUCUGUGAUCGUCAUAUCGCUGCUCACCGAGCCCAUCCCGGAGGAGUGCCUGCACCGUCUGACGUUCUGGAGCCGCCACAGCACAGAGCCCAGGAAGCCGCUGCCCUCCACACUCCUGGAGAUGGAGAAAAAUCCCAUCCGAGAAGAGCCGGCGGCCGCUGGCGAUGCCGAGCCGCCGUCCAGGGCGCGGCGCCUCUUUAACCAGCUGUGCGGCGUGGAGGAGCGAACCGGCGAGGCCGCCGUCAACCCGCGCGACCGGCUGACCGAGGAGCAGCGAGCAGAGGAGGACGCCGCCUCGCUCUACGAGGACCCCAAGCAGAGAGUGAUUGUGAACGUGUCGGCCAUCGUGUCCAUGGUCGUGGCCAUCGGCAUGUACGUCUACUACCGGUGAACGGUGUCGCUCGGUCUCCGGCGUCACCGGUCUGCCGACCGGAGGCCACGGCGCGCGGCGGACGGCGCAUCGGCCCGUAGGGGUCCCGCGGCCACAACACCUGCCACAUUCAGGGGCGCAACACGCGCGGCGGCCGGCAGUGAAAGUAUGCCACUAUGGUCAGUAAGGCUGGCCUCGGCGUACCCAAACCUAUCUCAGCUGUACCAUGGAACCAUCCGUCCCAUUUUACAAUGCGUAGGUAACUGGCGAUGUAACCGCACCGGACGUAUAUUCAAAUGAAUACUUGGUGCAUAGCACGACCAUGUAAACGCGUGGUUACUGAUCAAUCGACGUAGGUCAAGCCAACAGGCAUAAUAGCGGAUAUCUUCUAUGAACUUUUUAUAGUUACCCUUGAUGUAAUGUCUCGUAGACAUCAUAGCUAUUUUUACCUCAGAGGAUCACCGAUUUAUGUGUACUGUAGUUAAUUGCGAACGACAUACUACAUUUUGCUCGUGUGUGAGCCCAAUAUAAGUCCGCAAAUACCAAUAGCUACGUAUCUCCAUAACAUAGACUGUGUCGCUGUCACUGGCACCCGGCGUCACCAAUCACCAUAUGAUACAGCGUAGCGCAGUUCAUUAUGUCCAUUUUUACUCACUUGGAGCAUCGAUAUCAUGUGGCUUUCGAAUACACGUAUUUCGUUCA